Messenger RNA from Betta splendens (Siamese fighting fish), 3288 nucleotides. It is a transcript of the gene e2f2, whose product is annotated as E2F transcription factor 2. Gene Ontology annotation, cellular component: RNA polymerase II transcription regulator complex. Gene Ontology annotation, biological process: regulation of transcription by RNA polymerase II. Lineage: Eukaryota; Metazoa; Chordata; Actinopteri; Anabantiformes; Osphronemidae. The record is from RefSeq and is a predicted model, not a curated record. The transcript has 7 exons. The coding region runs from base 508 to 1851 and encodes 447 amino acids. Gene Ontology annotation, molecular function: DNA-binding transcription factor activity, RNA polymerase II-specific; RNA polymerase II cis-regulatory region sequence-specific DNA binding; protein dimerization activity.
AAGCUGUUCUUCUCCAGCUCUUGUUCGCUUGUAUGGAGAGCGGAACUGUGAGGUGGACGAACGCGACUCACGGACCCAGUCGGACUCCGCAUCAGAGGAUAAGUCACGAACCUCCGCCAGGAUCCGGAUCGGAGCCCUGGACCCAGCUGGAACUGGACUUUAAGACACUUUCAAUAGUGUAGGUGGUGUGUUGUGUGUUCAGGCAGCAGUUUAUAACUUGUAUGGCAGCUUUCAUAGCAUUUUGUUACCGGACAAAGGAUAACAACACUGACCUGGCUGCUGCAGGAAAAGCGCAGAAAACACACCUGGGCUCCAUAUUUGACUCAUUUCACAUCCAAAUGACUGCGUUAUUUUAACAGCGGCGGCACAUCGACAUAUUUUUAUAAAGCUCCUUCGGCAGCAGCAGUUCGCCAGUUUAGCUGGGAAUUGAUCGGCGUGUGCUUAGCUAGCAGCGCACUUCUCCCUCAGCUCGGCCAAUCCGGUUACAUUCAGUUUGCUCAGGAAAAGAUGAUGCGGAUGCCCAAAGGCGUCUCCCCGGCAUCGGCUCGGCAGACAGUGGGUCUGUCGUGCUCUCAGCCGCACAAGAUGAAGGUCCUGUCCGCGGGAGGAGUGAAGGCCGAGUUCUUCAGCACCGGGCUGUCCAGCCCACCCAUGAGCACGGUACCGGCCGGGUAUUUCACCCAGAUCUGCAACACCACCGCGGCCGAACAAAGAGCCCACAGCCUGUACUCAACCCCCCACGGACCAGAAGCUAAGCCCAUCAGAUCAUCCUCCGGGCGACUACCGGCAAAGAGGAAGCUGGAUCUGGAGGAUCCUCUCUACCUCCCAGAGUUCCGCACACCGAAAGGCAAAGGCAGCAUUGCAGCAGCGCCGAGUCCGAGAACACCAAAGUCUCCAGGUGAGAGGACGCGCUACGACACCUCUCUGGGCCUGUUGACUAAGAAGUUUGUGGGUCUGAUCGCUGAGUCUCCCGAUGGAGUCCUCGACCUGAACUGGGCCACUGAAGUUCUGGAGGUUCAGAAAAGACGCAUUUAUGACAUUACUAAUGUCUUGGAGGGAGUCCAGCUGAUUCGCAAAAAGUCUAAGAACAACAUCCAGUGGCUGGUUGCAGAUGUGUUUGAGGGUGGGACAGGGGGUGGAGAGAAGGCCUGCAAUCUGAGGAAAGAGCUGGUAGAUCUGGAGAGAGCAGAGAAAUCUCUAGAUGACCUGAUCUACUCUAGCAACACACACCUCAAACAGCUCACUGAAUAUGACGACAAUCAGAGGCUGGCCUAUGUGACGUACCAGGACAUCCGCUCCAUCAGCAGUCUCCGAGACCAGACGGUCAUUGCAGUCAAGGCUCCUGCCGAGACCAAGCUGGAGGUGCCAGAAACGACAGGGCAGGAGUCAUUGCAGAUCUAUUUGAAGAGCAAGAAUGGUCCCAUUGAAGUCUACCUGUGUCCAGAGGAGGGUCUUGAAGACGCCAGCCCCGUUAAGAGCGUGGUCACCCCUGUAAAGGAGUUGUCCCAACCUCCAUGCCCACCAACAGCAACCCCAAUGGGACCGCCAAGUUACAGCGUGAAGGAGGAGCCCAUUGAAUCCAUGUCUACAUCCCCUCCAGCUGCGUCUUCAGCCGCGGCCGCCUCCUCCCCCCUGCUUGACGUCGAGGGUCUGCUUGGUUUGCCCCCGAGCCUCCUUCAGAUCACAGAGGACCAGCUAACUGGAGCGUCAUUCAACCCGGACAGCAACACUCCGUUUGUGAGCUUCUCUCCACCCCUGGACCAUGACGACUACCUCUGGGGCCUGGACGAUGGUGAAGGAGUGUCGGAUUUAUUUGACACCUACGAUCUCGGGGAUCUAUUGAAAAGUUGAAAGGGAGAGGCGGGGUUAGGUAGAAAUAUUUAAUCAAAUGCCUUUUCAAGGUAGGAACCAUUACACUAUGAAGCCAUUGUCUUUACCAUGCCUGUUUUAAUGUCAGUGAUAACAAAUAAGGACUUUACUUGUUUAUUUUAAGAAGGUAAAAAUCAUAAUAGUACAAUAGCCCAGCAGUGGGAUGUUGGGUGAGAUCAGCACUGGUGCGUUUAAACUCCAAAUAUACGGAAAAUAAAUAAAAUUUGUUUGGAAUAGCUUUUAAAAUCCGUAUCACAUCACCAAGAAAACAUCUGAAAGCUAGUGAGUAUCAGGUUUACAGUUGACAUCUCAGGAAUUCGUUCUUCCGUGUUCCCAAAGUUUAAAUGUUGGUGCCACUCCUCGGCCCAAAGGGGGCAGCCUUGUAUUAUGUCGGCUUUAAGUACAGCUUUACAGUAUUCAAUCACUGCACGAUAGUGAGCUGAAGCCACGAGGACUCACACACAGGGUGUCUUUGUAGGGGGCUCGUAAGGGUCCUCAGUGCUGACCUAAUGAAGCUGUGAUGUAAAAUCAAUCAGACGUUGGUGAAAACAUUGACCUGCGAGUCGUUUUAAAAGGUGCUGAUGUCACUGCUGUCUGAUCAAGUUCGCUGUCUUCUGUUUUAAGCUGGUCGAUGUCGGGCCCCGCACCGUUUUGGUGCCAAAGGGCGCAGGCUGGACGCAGCAUUCAGAGUUAAUGCUUUACAACACAGAACAAGACGAUCUCUUGUUGGCUUGGCAGCUUUGUUUUAAAUCUAGUUCUUCUACUGAUGGGAGUUGAUUUUUGUUACAGUUGAUUUUUGAUUUAGUGUAAAAAUACUAUUGUAUUUCUCAGGAAAUAUCCCCAAAUAAGAAUAAGAUGGGGUUGAUUGAAUUAAUGUUCAAAUAGAGGAUGUAUUAGUUUGACUGUUGUUUGAAAACAGUGACAGAUUUAUCUUAUUACUGUUCAAAUUUUAGUGUUCACAUUCUACAGCGCUUUCAGAGCAGCUGUGAAUUAUGUUGUUGAAACGUUCUAGAGAUUUGGUCGUUUGAAUUUGACGGUGAGGUAUGUUGUGGCUUUUCCCUCUUCCCUGCGGAGAUAAGCUAAGUGUCCUGUCCUAACAAAACUUGAAAUGCGUGUUUGUGUGUGUGCGUUUGGCAGUUUGGGAAAUGGGUGGUAGAGUGUUUGUGUGUCUGGUUUUUAAUAUGUAGACUUAGAGAAAUUGAAUUCACAACUAGUUUUUCUAAUGAGCAUUAUUUUUCUGGUAUUUGUACAUAAUUGUUUGUAUUUAUACCUAUAUUUUCAGAGUUUCUGAACGUUGACACUGCUCUUUGUGAAGGAGGCAGAACUGUUUUGUAUAACAUGCAGCACUUAAUAUUUUGUAAUAUUGUGUGGUCUGUUUAAAAUGAAUGAAUAAACACUGAAGCCAUGGUUUACACUUAA